AUGAAAGGAUAUGUUUUGAGUCAGAAUACGACAGUUUUAGAUACGAGUGGUUUUAUAGAUGUCUACAAUUCUAAUCAUGGUGAAAAUAAACCGGAGUUAAAACAUGAUAAAGCCUGGCUUACUGUUAACUCGUUAUCUCUAGUUAUUAUGAUUUUUGUAAAUUAUGGCGGAGGCGGCUACUGGUUUUUUGAGCAUCCACCAUGGAAUGGUUUGACUGUAGCUGAUUUAGUCUUCCCUUGGUUCAUCUUUAUAAUGGGGACGUCCAUGAAUUUUUCAUUUAAAAGUUUGUACAAGAAAGAGAAAACUACCUUCCAGAUAUUAUUCAAGAUUUUUAAAAGAUCUUUUAUUCUAUUCGCUAUUGGUAUAAUUCUGAACACCAGCUGGGGACCGGUAGAACUGGAGACAAUGAGAAUACCUGGAGUUUUACAGAGGUUCGGUUUAACAUAUCUGUUCGUAGCUUUGAUGGAAUUUACUCUGGGUCGCAGGAAAGAUUCACAUGAGGAUGCUAAAUGGGCCCCAGUGAGAGAUAUUGUACUCAAUCUACCAAUAUGGAUUUUAAAUUUAGCUCUACUCGGUGUGUUCAUUGGUUUAACUUACGGUUUACCAGUACCAGGUUGUCCCAAGUAG
Lottia gigantea (owl limpet) is the source of this 627-nucleotide messenger RNA. RefSeq lists its product as hypothetical. The coding region runs from base 1 to 627 and encodes 208 amino acids. NCBI's taxonomy places the organism in Eukaryota, Metazoa, Mollusca, Gastropoda, Lottiidae. The record is from RefSeq and is a predicted model, not a curated record. The transcript is spliced from 6 exons.